CCCUCCCCUCCCUGCCGUAUACUAUUCGUCUCCAUUCCUGACUUUCGCGCCUUGGGAGGACCGCGGCUUGCGCAUUCUGAAUACAAUAGCUAGAUGAUAUGAGGAAGUUCCUGGGAUCCCUGAUCGCAGCGGCGAGCGUGGUCAGCGCGACGGUGCCGACGCUGCGGGCGCCGGCGUGCGCGGUGGGCAAGGGCAGCGUCGAGUACAGCAAGUCGGUGCCAGACGGGGGUCCGUUCCCGCGGACGCAGGUGGGGGUGUGCUACAGCGAGACGGCGAUCGAGAUCACGUUCACGGCGCUGGAGGAGGAGCACUUCUUCUUCAACGCGAGCCAGGGGACGAACGACGCGAUCUGGGAGUACGAGGUGAUGGAGGCGUUCGUCCACCGGGGGACGAACGACCCGCAGACGUACCUCGAGUUCGAGGUCAACCCGAACAACGUCACCUUCCAGGCCUUCAUCCACAACCCGUCCAAGGUGCGCGCGGCCGGCCGCGCCUUCGACACCUUCUUCGUCGCGCAGCCGCUCGCCGACGGGCUCGCCGCCCGCACCGUGCUCGACCGCGCCGCCCGCACCUGGACCUCGACCGCGACCGUGCCCCUCGGCCUCUUCAACGUCGACCCCGGCCGCGCCCGCGGCACCGCCUGGCGCAUGAACUUCUUCCGCACCGUCGUCGCCCCCGACACCUUCCCCGACCAGCUCCUCGGCGCCUGGAGCCCCCCCGACCAGCCCAGCUUCCACAUCACCCCCUUCUUCGGCAACGUCUACUUCGUGUAGCGGCCUGCGCGCGCCCGCCGACGCUAACCGGCCGCGCUCUAGAUAGGACGAAUUACUAGUAGUUCAAUACGAACUUGGCUCGUCUCGUAUUUAUUAGUGAGGCGCGCGCGCGUGCGAGAAGGAGAAAUCCUGCCGCCGCCGCCUGGCCUAUCGUAGGGACGGAACCCCUCGUAUCCCACCCCGCAUCGCGUGACAAGCGUGACAUUGC
Durotheca rogersii is the source of this 981-nucleotide messenger RNA. RefSeq lists its product as uncharacterized. NCBI's taxonomy places the organism in Eukaryota, Fungi, Ascomycota, Sordariomycetes, Xylariales, Xylariaceae. The record is from RefSeq and is a predicted model, not a curated record. Bases 99 to 773 code for a protein of 224 amino acids. The transcript has a single exon.